AUGUAAAACAAAACUCUAAUAAUUUGCUUAAUAAUUUCUUAACUUCUUGUUUCUGUAAUUUCAUAAUUUCCAGGAAUUGAAACUACUUGUACUGGUUCUCCUGGUUAAAAAUGUUCUUAAGCCUGUGCUGUACCUACAGUUACAGGAGGUCCAGGAGCUUGUUCUUGGUUAGGAACAGGAAAUGAUUUGACUACUUGUUUUGUUAAUGAUUGUUCUUGCCUAAAUAUAGGAACAAUAACUGGUUUAACUGAUGCAUUUUGUUAUUCUUGUAGAGGAAGUAGCUUUGCUAAUACUGCUGGUAGUGCUUGUGUAGCUAGUUCUGCUUCAUGCACAGCAAGACCAAGUAAUGUUGCAUGGACUUUAGGUGAUUGCACCAUUUGUUCUCCUAAUACCCCUGCAUUGGUUUCAGGUGCUUGUAAAGCUUGUAGUGAUAUAACUAGUGGCCUGACUGAUGCAAAUUGUGCUGCAUGCGCCAGUACUUCUACCCCUAAAGGUAACACAAAUUUUGCUAACUCUGCUGGUACUGCUUGUGUUAAUGCUUCCGCAACAUGUGAUAGUGGUAGUAGAGGUUCUACUGCGCUCAAUGCUUGGACAGCUGCUGAUUGUCUUGCUUGUACUCCUGCUACUCCCAUUUUGGUACCCGCUGCUUAAGGUUCAACAACUACUUCUUGUGCUGCUUGCUCUACUGUCAAUACAGGUUUAACUGAUACCUUAUGUAAUGCUUGUGCAUCAAGUGCUUCCCCUCCAGCUAAAACUACUUUUGCUAAUACCGCUGGUUCUGCUUGUGUUGCUUCUUCCGCAACAUGCACUACUGCUAGUAGAGGUACUACUACUGCAAAUGCUUGGACAGCUGCUGAUUGUCUUGCUUGUACACCUGCUACUCCUGCCGUACAAUUUGGUGCUUCUCCAUUAACUACUUCUAGUUGUGUUGCUUGUAAUAGUAUUACUUCAGGAUGGACAGAUGCUAACUGUAAUUCAUGUGCUAUGGCUGCUAGCCCUUAAACAAAAACUAUCUUCGCUAAGACUGAUGGAAGUGCUUGUGUAGCAGCUGCGUAUUCAUGCAAUAAAUCUGCCAGAGGUUCAAAUAAAUGGACUGAUGCAGACUGUGCCGCCUGCAAUGGUACUGCUACUAAUGCAAAUCAAUAUGCCUCUGUUGAUGGUUCUUCAUGUCAAUCUACACAGAUUUCUGCAUCAAAUACUUCAUGUACUUUCAGUGGUUAGAUCUUUGUUAGCAUUUUAUUAGUUUUAUCUGCUUUGUUAAUUUGA
Tetrahymena thermophila SB210 is the source of this 1266-nucleotide messenger RNA. Its product is annotated as cell surface immobilization antigen. The record is from RefSeq and is a predicted model, not a curated record. NCBI's taxonomy places the organism in Eukaryota, Ciliophora, Oligohymenophorea, Hymenostomatida, Tetrahymenidae. The transcript has a single exon.